Molecule: messenger RNA, 662 nt
Organism: Silurus meridionalis
Lineage: Eukaryota; Metazoa; Chordata; Actinopteri; Siluriformes; Siluridae
Product: protein FAM237B-like
Exons: 2
Coding region: 63-473 (136 amino acids)
Source: RefSeq, a predicted model, not a curated record
AAGCCUAUUUACUGUCGCUUCUGUUGCGCUCGUGCAGAUCAAUUCCACUAAUUCCUCCAGCGAUGAAGCCCUCGAGCCUGGACCAAACAGCUGGAUUGAUACUCAGGUGCGUGUGCGUGCUCGCGCUCGCUACCGCCUCGUGCUGCCUCGUCCCGGCUCCAAGAUCAAAGUUGGACGCGGGGACGUUGGUCGGCGUCGGGAGCGCGCCUCCGCGCGGCCUGGACGAGAUCGACACUGGGUGCUGGGACGCCGCGUCGGGAGCGCUGGUCGAAGCGCGCGGGGCGCGCGCGCACGACAACGUGGCGGCGCUCUGGGACUCUCUAACGCGCCUGAGCGCGUCCCCGCGGCCGCAGCACCAGGAGCUGUUCACGAGGCUCGCGCAGGUCUUCUGGGAGCGCUACGUAGACUGUGUAUUGUCGCGCGCGCACGGCCUGGGAAGGAGACACGCUGGAGACCAACACCAUGCACUGUAACGCUUAUUUUUUUUUUUUCAUUUAACUAAAGACUGGGUUGUUUGUUUUUGUUGUGUUAAUGCAUUGGUUUAUUUGUUUGUCUGUCUUUUAUCAAAACAUCAAUCCUGCCUGCUAAUAAGUUUGAUCAGAUGUGUUGUUUUUAUGGGUUCAAUUCAUUAUAAAAAGAAAAUAAACGCCGUAUGUUUUAGA